Molecule: messenger RNA, 2184 nt
Organism: Pterocles gutturalis (yellow-throated sandgrouse)
Lineage: Eukaryota; Metazoa; Chordata; Aves; Pterocliformes; Pteroclidae
Product: zinc finger protein 770-like
Source: RefSeq, a predicted model, not a curated record
AUGUUAAAAGUUCAGCAGUGUGUAACAGCUGACGGAGUACCCAAGAAAAAGACAUGUAUUUGUGACAUUUGCUGUAAACAGUUUAAAACUCCAUCAAAAUUAGCUAGGCAUUAUCUGAUACAUACUGGUCAAAAGCCAUUUGAAUGUCAUGUGUGCCAUAAAACGUUUAGGCAGCUAGUCCACCUGGAGAGGCAUCAGUUAACCCACAAUCUGCCUUUUAGGUGUAUUGUUUGUCAUAGAGACUUCAAAAACUUUAUCACUUUCUUAAAGCAUCAGCAGCUUCAUAAUGAAAAUUAUCGAAAUUAUACCAAGCAAGCAGAAAACUCUCUGAAUUCUGAGCAAGACAGGGUCACUCGUGGCAUAUUUCCCUGUUCUGUGUGCUGUACAUCUUUUACAACUGAAGAGAGGUGGAUGCUGCAUCAGUGCCUGGAGGCAGAUCAUCGACAUGGUGCCAGAAGGAGAAAGAAAACUCAUGCUUGUGAAUCGUGUAACAAGGCAUUUCCAUCAAGAUCUAAGCUAGAAAGACACUUCCUUAUUCACACUGGCCAGAAACCUUUUAAGUGUUCUUCAUGCGGUAAAUCUUUCAGGCAGUCAACACACUUGAAAAUCCAUCAACUCACACACACAGAAGAAAGGCCUUUUCAGUGCAGCUUUUGUCAGAAGGGGUUUAAAAUACAGAGCAAACUGAUGAAGCACAAAGAGCUCCAUGCCAGAAAUAAGAGUUCUCCUAAUACUCUGUACAAAGCAAAGACUCUUAAAUAUCCCAGACCACAGAACCUGUUGGAAGGAAAGAGGGGUAGUUUUGAGAAUGCUGACACUUAUAAGUCGCAGGAGAAAGACCCACAUGAUGUUCACUCCAUUGCUAGUGUACUCUUUCAGUGCCCAGCAUGUGAGCAGUGUUUUGAAAUGGAGCAGGUUUUAAAUUUGCACAAAUGUUGUUAUCUGAGAGAUGGCAAAAGUUCAAAUAAUAGUACAACACCACACAGCCACACAGUCAGCAUGAAAAAUAAGAUCCAGAUGAAACGGAAGUGUACUGGAGGGAAGGCAACAGAUUUUUCUCUGACUGACAGAAAAAAGAUAAAAUCAGGUCACUUUAAAAGUCCUGACCUGGUUGCAGCUAGAGAUCGACAUUCUGAUCAGCGUGCUUCCACUAAACCUUUCAAGGCUUGCUGUAGCAAGCUUGACACAUGCAAGAGACUUGGUAAUCAGAUGAGAAGAACGUUUGCUGUGCCAUUACCUUGUCAGGAGCACCAGCAACCUCACGACUUUGGAAUUAAUUUAAAAGGUAUGCUUACUGGUGAAAGCAAGUUAAACACCAAUGAUUCACUGGAUAAUAACAAUGAUGCUUUUUAUGGUUCAUCAGAUGAUGGUUUCUUUGAUAAUCCAGAAGUACCUCACUGUGCUUUUUCAGCUUCUGCUAAAAAUAUACAUAACAGGCACAAAGUGUGUAAAUGUGACAGAUGUGAAAAAAUCUUUCCAUCUUCAUCCAAACUUCAAAGACAUUAUCUUAUACACACGGGACAGAAGCCCUUUGGCUGUAAUGUUUGUGGGAAGACAUUUAGACAGUCAGCUCACUUAAAAAGACAUCAGCUCACCCAUACUGAAAAGACACCCUGUAAAAGCCCUGUUUGCCAGGUAGAAUUUGAAAACGUGAACAAACUUUCAAGUCAUCAGCGAGAUCACAUUGAGUUUAAGUCUUCUCAGCCUGUGGGUCAUUCGGGUUAUUCUCAAACACCUUCACAGGCAUCUGGCUUUCAAGAACUUGAGCUGAUUCAGACAAACCAAGCAGCUGAAAUCGAAGUUGAAAUCAAGUCAGGGGACUCUCUUCUUGAAACCAGUGGUAGAAACACACGGAAACACAAUUUGCGUAGAAAAUUGUUGGAAACAGAGCAAAGCUGUUGCAGCUAUGGUCAUGAUUUUUCUGAAGGUACUGAAAAAAGUGAAGUUGUCGACAAAUUGUAUCAAUGCAGUAUCUGCUCUAAACCUUUUAAAUCACCUUCUAAGCUUGAAAGACAUUACAUGAUGCAUGCUGGACAGAAGCCUUUUGUCUGUUCAGUUUGGUUCAGACAGGCCCCACAUUUGAAAAGACAUCACCUUAUUCACUGUAAAGAGAGCCUAAAGCUGAGUUCCACUGAGCAACAACCAGAGAAUAUAUUGUUUUUAUCAAAACUGGAUAAAAGUUAA